This is a messenger RNA of Klebsormidium nitens, 2916 nucleotides long. NCBI's taxonomy places the organism in Eukaryota, Viridiplantae, Streptophyta, Klebsormidiophyceae, Klebsormidiales, Klebsormidiaceae. The record is from the annotation of a GenBank genome assembly.
AUGAGCAGGGAGGCGCUCACGGUCGAGCAGCUGGGAGCCGACUCCAGCGGGGCCUUCUACGCCGUCAGAAACAGCCCGAAGGGGGUGAGCCCCGAGCACAGGAUGCUACACCGGUCCACGGCGGGGUUGUGGUAUUGCGAGGGAAAGCGGAAUGGAUGCCCGGCUCAGUACGACUGCUCCCAUAUCGCGGCUGCCAAGGUCGCGCUGACGCAUGGGCAGGUGCAGCGCGCGGAGGGCUUGCUUCUGGACUCUGUUGCCUUGAGCAGGGCGACUCAGUGGAUCGAGCACUGGGAGGGCAGACUGCCGCUGCUCGGUGAGGCCAGCGGUGGCCGGGGAGCUGGGAUGUUUGAAGAGGAGCGACGUCCGCCUGCGGCGAUUGCAACAGGAGAGCAUGGGGGCGUGGAGUGUGCAGGGGGUGAGUGUUGGUGCCGAAAGCACCGGCUGAUCUUUGGGGAGGCGCAGCCCCCCUCGGACGCCAUGGACUCGGAAGGACAGGUGGAACUCGGAGCGAGCACCCCUCAGAGGCAGGUGCGUAGGGGAGCCAGGUAUUGGGCAGAGCACGCCAGCGAGAUGCCGAGGGGCGCACCUCGCAGGGCCGAAGAGCCGCCGGGGGAUGCGCGGGGCAAGGAGGCCGUACAUGGCUGGGUGGCUGCAUGCCAUAGCUGCAGCCUGACUGAGGUGCAGCAGCAGGGGUGCUCCCAUGCGGAGGCGGAGCGCGUACGGGCGCCCAUCAUGCUAUUGGGGACGGAGGCCGCGCAGAUCACCCAACCCAAGCUGAGCAAGCUGGGCGACGCCCUCGAUCAUCAUGAUCCAUUGAUCGGCUGCCUCAAGGCAGGGCCGGUCCGAGUGAGCAAGCUCUGGGACUGUCACUUCCGAGAGCUGAGCGAGCUGGGCAUGCUGAAGGCGCCGUGCCCGCUUCAGCCUCCCCCCUGCGGCGGCGAGUGGGUACUGCACAAGAAGCCGGCCCUCAUCUCAGCCUCCACCUGGUCGCAGCAGGUGGAGACGAAGAUAUACUGCUGCCAGUGCCUUCAUACGGCGCACACGGUGCACUUCUGCGGAGAGCAUCUGGGCCUCUACAGCUGGACUCAGGGGACGAUCCUGGUGCAGGAGAGUUUGCAGCUCAUCCUGAAGGGAAUGCAGCGCUCGGGCACGGCCUUCUCCGCCGAGCUCGGGAGGGAUCAGGAGGCUUUCGCCCGAUCCCCAGGGUCUAUAGUCUUAUCCGACGAGAGCUGGAGGCGGGCGAGCCUGGACUUCUUCAAGCUGGUCGGGCGGGAGAUCUCAGAGUGCUGUACUAUCUGUGGGCCCUUUCCAGAGGUGCUUCUGGUUGACGGGAUAGUGGGCGUGGCGAACUCGGAUGGUGGGAAACGUCCUGGAGGCUUGGGCAGCUCCUCUCUGGAUUGCAGACGGACGUUCGUCCACCCUAGCCGGCAAGCGGGGGGCGAGCUGCUCGAGAGGCAGCCCGUCUCCGGGCGGGACUAUUGCAGCGCCGGGUUGGAGGGGGCUGGAAUGAAACGAAGGCUGGUCCUGCAGCCGGAGCUACGAGAGCUCAUCGCGCGCCUCUCUCAGCAUCGCCCCACGUCAGAGAAGCUGGGGCAACGGCUUUGCGAGGUGGAGUACACGGAGCUGAAAGCCGGGCUGGGGCGGAAGGACGUGCAGGUGGUCCGGCGGUUCAUUCCGGGCGAGGGAGAGCAGCAGCCGGUGGCCGCGGAGACCAGGAGGCGACUGCUCGCGCAGCAGUGCUCACGCAAUGUCAUCCGCCGGUUGCUGCUUGGGGACGAGGCCACCCCGGAGAACCGCAGGCUGCUGGGGGCGCACAGCCCAAUCCUCCGUCGUGUCUUGGAUGCCCACGGCGGGACCCAGUUCCCCCGGUUCUUCCUGCCGGCUCUGCAUAAGCUCUACGAGCUGACCUUGCUUGCGCGAGGGGGGACAGGUUUCGAGGAUGCGGAGCGCGACGGCUGGGUGGUGGCGGCCCUCCGCCCGCUCGGGCAUGCCGUCGAGUUGCAGCGGGUUGCUGCAGAUAGGCCGUUGAACGAGCAAGAGGCGGCGUUACUAACGUAUGCGGCCGCGACCGCUCGCUCUUGGCUGCACGGCGUCGAGACGCUCGAGCCGUCCCCAGCGCAGUGGACGGACAUGAGCCAGCGGGAGCGGGACCUUCUCUGGCAGCGGCUCGGCCUCGACGAGGAGGGGGCCAGGUUGCAUCCGCUUCCGCCGGGACACAGUUUCCGAGCCGAGCAGGAUGCGCUGACGCACUACGCGUUGCCGCCGGGGAGCAAGACGUCGGAGGAGACCAAGUGCAACUCGGGGAAGACGGAGACCGAGUGGGAUGCAGCGAAUACCCCAGGGCUCACGCGAGGUGGCGGCAAGGCGAGCAAGCCCGGAGGUAAACGCCCGAACAAGAGCAGGGGGGCAGUCGUGUUUUGCUGCACCCAUCGCGUGAUCUACGGCUUCCACGUGAUGCUGCGGGGGGAGAGCCCGAGGGACGUCUUCGCGGUCCUCUACACGCGGCUGAACCGGGGGCACCUCCCGAAGUUUCUGGUCUAUGACAACGCCUGCGCGCUGCGAAACUACUCCAUGCGCCGGGAGCCCGCCUUCUUUGCCGAGGUCACCUUCACGGUCGACCGGUUCCAUUACGCAAAAGCUGGUGCGGAAGUCCACAAGUGCGGGCCCAGCAACGCGACGGAGUUCUAUGACGAGCUUCGGUGGGUCAACACGAGCGCGGUCGAGAGCGUCAACAGCUUCUUGAAGCGGUUUAGGACGCUGGGGUGGUACUCGGGGCUGGAGAGCUUCAUGGUAUUCCUCCCGAUCCUUCUGAGCGGCUACAACGUUGACAUGAAGAGGGUGGAUGAUGCCAAGCUGGCGGUAGCUAUGCAGGCGAGGCAGUGGAGCGAUGCCAUCAGGGCAAUGUUUUUAGAAUGA